Molecule: messenger RNA, 2800 nt
Organism: Hyphopichia burtonii NRRL Y-1933
Lineage: Eukaryota; Fungi; Ascomycota; Pichiomycetes; Serinales; Debaryomycetaceae
Gene: BMN1
Product: glycoside hydrolase family 2 protein
Exons: 1
Coding region: 285-2753 (822 amino acids)
Biological process (GO): carbohydrate metabolic process; glycoprotein catabolic process
Molecular function (GO): beta-mannosidase activity
Source: RefSeq, a predicted model, not a curated record
ACCCCAUAUUCUCCAUUCCAAACAAUAUGGAUAUACCCAAAGAUUACGACUUUAUACGAAGUAGGAGCGGAGGGGUUGCCCAAAAAGGAUCUCGUCCCUGAAAUCUGGGGAAGUCCCUAUACGCUAUUGGGGUGCACGCCGUGUGUCGCCAAAAUGCGGGGCACGCAAUUUGUAAGUGCGCUGUUCUGAAAAGGGCAACUUGUCCGUUUGCCAUAGUAAAUCCAAGGGAUAACUAGGGCGAUGGUGGGGGACACCAUCAUUUCUUUUAUAGCUUUUGGUUAAGGAUGACAGUGAUUAAGAACUGGUGGUACCGCAGACAAGGACACCCUGAGUGGAAGAAGGCAAGGGAUGAUACUCACGGAAAUCAGAUUCAUUUAGAUCUAAUCAAGAAUGGGGAGAUUCCUGAUCCUUUUGUAGAUGAUAAUGAAAAAAAGGUCCAAUGGGUUGGCAAAGUGGAUUGGGAGUAUAAGACCGACUUGGGUGCUUCUGCCAGGGACCGGACGGUAGUGUUUGAAGGUUUGGACACGUUUGGGGAGGUUUACGUUGAUGGUGAAUUGAAAUUGGUGACUGAUAAUAUGUUUGUUGAGUAUCGAUUAGCGAUUCCUUCAACCCCAAUUGAAUUGAAGAUUAUUUUCCGGAAUGCAUUGCACGAAUCCCGAAAGCUCGAGCAGAAGCAUGGGGGGUUUUAUUGUUCCAAUGGGGAAUCAAGUAGGGUCCAUGUCCGAAAAGCCCAGUACCACUAUGGCUGGGACUGGGGCCCGUUGCUAUUGACUUGUGGGCCUUGGAGACCAGUCAGAGUAGAGGAGGAUCUGGUGGAGUUGGCUAAUUUGAAGAUUGAUUAUCAUUUUGAAGCGGGCCAAGUUGAGUUGAAGUUUGAAGCUGACAUAUUGAAUAGUGACGAUUUCGAGAUGGUUUUCCGGGAUACAAAGGUGCAAGUCAUUGUGAAUGAUGGUGAUACUAGCUAUGAGUGCAUUACGGCUGUUGAGCAAUCCGGGGUCAAUGCAGUGGGCACGAUCUAUAUUGAAAAUCCAAAGUUAUGGUGGCCAAUUAACCAUGGGGAUCAAUUUUUGUAUGACGUGCAAGCUAAUUUGAUUGAGAACAAUCGGAUGAUCAGUCAAUGCAAGAGGAAAUUAGGCAUUAGAAAGACCCAAUUGGUUCAAACUAAGUUGGAAAAGGGCAAGACGUUUUAUUUUGAAAUCAAUGAUACACCAAUAUUCAUCAAUGGAUGCAAUUGGAUCCCCAGUCACUCUUUCCAUAGUGAUACUACCAAGGCACACUAUGAAGAGUGGAUUAAAUUGAUAAAAAAUGCCAAUUUCAAUCUUAUUAGGGUAUGGGGUGGAGGUAUUUGGGAACCAGAUUGGUUUUAUGAAUUAUGCGAUUAUCAUGGUAUAUUAAUUUGGCACGAUUUCAUGUUUGCUUGUGCAAUGUAUCCUGCUUAUGAUUCCUUUUUGAAUAACGUUAAGCUUGAAGUAAAACAACAAUUGACCAGAUUAAAAAAAUUCACCAGUAUUAUAAUAUACGCCGGUAAUAAUGAGGAUUACCAAAUUGCAGAACAAUUAGGUAAAGUGAAGUUUCCAGCUCAAAUCAUUUAUGAAAAAAUCUUACCCCGGAUGGUGGAUGAGAUUAUUGGUGAUAAAGUUGCUUAUCAUUGGGGGUGUCCAUAUAGUCCAAGUGACGGUGAGUAUAUUCCAACUAGCGAUCCUACAGUUGGUGAUAUUCAUCAAUGGAAUGUUUGGCAUGGAACUCAAGAAAAAUACCAGGAUUGGGAUAAGCUAAUUGGAAGAUUUAUUCUGGAAUUUGGAAUGUUGGCGUUUGCCAAUCAUCAAACAUUACAAAGAUAUAUUACUAAAUUACAAUACCCACAACUGCAGAUGAUGGAUCUUCAUAAUAAAGCCGUUGGUUUUGAAAGAAGAUUAGCAUUGUAUGUAAUGGAAAAUGUCAAGGUUGACGCAAUGGAUUUAAAAAACUGGAUUUAUUUAACCCAAUUGAUUCAAAGUGAAUGUUUGUCAAUGGCAUAUAGAUAUUGGAAAAGAAAAUGGCAAAAUCAUGAAUGUGGUGGGGGUAUUGUUUGGCAAAUCAAUGAUUGUUACCCAGUGAAUUCGUGGAGUAUUGUCGAUUUUGCCAAACGUCCCAAAUUAGCAUAUUAUUCGAUUAAAAGAGAAUGUCAGCCAAUUAUAGGCGGGUUGAAAAGAGAUUCUAGUAAAAUCAAUCAAGAUUAUGACGAGCCAGAUGAUUUAUCUGAACAACUUCCAUUGCAUGAUUUCACUCCUAGAUUGUAUGAGAUUGAUGCAUGGAUUGGUAAUUUCACCCAACUGACUAGAAUAAUUGAGUAUCGAAUUGAUAUUUAUAACAAGUUCACAUUAAGAAAAAGCUUCAAAAAUGAAGUUCUCGUCAAUGCUAAUACCACGAAAGAGUUUCUAAAUAAUUAUAAAUUACAAGACUGGAAUGAUUUGGUGGUGCUAACCAUCUUUGAAAAUGGAGUUCAAAUUCACCAGACCAGUGAUUGGCCUCAGCCAUUAAAGUACAUUGAAUGGCCAACCACCCAUAUUGCUUCAAGAGUCAAACAAGUUGGUCCAAAAAAAUACGAAAUGACAUUAACUACAGAUCAACCAGUGAAAGGAGUGAUGAUUCAAAUACAAGACUCAUCCCAUCAAAUCACUGAUAACGGAUUUGAUCUUUUCCCUUAUCAAAGUCAUCAGGUUAUUGUUUAUGACAAUAGACCCUUUACAUAUGACAUUAAAUAUCUUAAAUAGUGGCAGCCAAUUACUGCCGAUUUAAACGUAAUGCAAUAAAGUUGCAG